Tachysurus vachellii is the source of this 4339-nucleotide messenger RNA. RefSeq names its product complement factor H-like. The coding region runs from base 78 to 2336 and encodes 752 amino acids. The transcript is spliced from 15 exons. The record is from RefSeq and is a predicted model, not a curated record. Lineage: Eukaryota; Metazoa; Chordata; Actinopteri; Siluriformes; Bagridae.
UGAUUAACAGAUGACUAUUAUUGAUCUACUGUCUAAAAUAGGAUCAUACUAAUCCCUAUGCUUCAAAUGUGUUAAAGAUGGGAUCUAAUAUGCAAGUGGCUGCCAAAAUCUUCUUUACUGCUUUUUGGUUAUCUUUUUUAACCUUGGCCAAAAAUCAAGAAUGUUCUAAAGAAAAAAUUGAUUAUGAGAAUAUCCAGAAAAGUGAUCUCCUUGAAAGCUAUCCAAAUGGACAGAACGUGAAAGUGAAAUGUACUACUGGCUACGUCGGAUUAUUGAGGAUUGAAUGUAAAAAUGGCAAAUGGAUUAAAAUUGCUGGGAGAGACUGUAAAAAAAGAGCAUGUGGUCACCCAGGAGACACACCAAAUGGAUUCUUUCAACUUACAAAAGAGACAGAGUUUGUAUUUGGAGCUACAGUGGAAUAUUCAUGUAGGACAGGUUAUACAAUGGCCAGCAGAAUUAAUUAUCGUAACUGUCGUAGCAAUGGGUGGGAUAACGAUGUACCUGUCUGUGAAGUGUUGAGAUGCCCUAUACUUAGUGAUUUUGGAGAUGUGAUUGCAUCAGGCAACACUGAAGAGGCAAGCUAUAAUGAUGUUAUCUACUUUGAGUGUGCUUUAAACAAGAUGUUAGAUGGACCGGAAAACAUACACUGCACAGAAAAUGGAACAUGGAGUAACACUAUACCGAAGUGUAAAGAAAUAGAAUGCCUUUCACCUGAAAUACCACAUGGAUAUACUAACCCAAAUAUAGUGUACAAAGAAAAUGAUAUACUACAUUACAGCUGUAAGGAAGGGUACAAAACCAAUAAUCCCUCUAAAUGCACAAGACAUGGCUGGACAGUACAACCAGGAUGUAAAGAAAUCACCUGUGAAUAUCCCUAUGAUAAACAACUGUCAUUUCCUGAGCCCUUCAACAGGGGGGUUUAUAAAUUAAACCAAAUUUUAGAAUAUGACUGCAAAGAAGGUUAUCAUAAAAAAGCUGAUAAUGCUAAAUGUACAGAAAAUGGCUGGGAUCCAAAAACACUGUGUAUCGAGACUUCUUGCAGGAAGCCAGAAGUUCCACAUGGAACUUCUGGAGCAACGUGGUUCAACACAAAUUAUUUUUUUAAAUAUAAUCAAAUAUUAACGAUCAAAUGCAAUAGUGGCUAUGAACCUGAAAGUUUUGUUGUCACGUGUGGAAAAAAUGGAUUAUGGGCCGGAAUGUUAAACUGCAACUUAAAAAAAAGAGAUUGUGAAGAAACCUCUGUGCAAAAUGGGUCUAAACAAGAAUUUGACACAGGACGAAAAUAUUCUUACUCAUGUGACAAAAACUAUAAAGCAUUUGAUGAGAAAUGGUGGGAUGUGGUAAGCUGCACUGGAAGCCAAUGGAGUUAUGCACCACUGUGUAUACCUAAUGAUCACUGUGGUCAAAUACCUAAUGGUCCUGCAAAGCACAAUCAAGCAAAGAAAGGAUAUGAGAAUGGGGCAACUGAGAUGGUUGGAUGCGACUCACAGCUAUGCUUUUAUAAAUGUGUCAGGGGAAAGUGGGAGAAACAAAAUUAUGAAUCUACCAAAUGUGGUUCUCCUCCUCCUGUUGAAAAUGCAGUUAUUGUUUCUUACAAUCAGGACAAUGUGAAAUAUGCAUGUCGAAAAAAUUACUCAAUAAAGGGGGAUGGUUUUUUAUACUGUACGAACUCAAAGUGGAAAAAUCCACCAACAUGUGAAUCAGAAAAAGGAAAUUGUACACAAUUCUCUGUGAAAAAUGGGUCCGUAUUUGAACUGGACAAAGGAUUUUCUUACUCAUGUGUCUCGGACUAUAAAGCAUUUGAUGAGAAAUGGUGGGAUGUGGUAACCUGCACUGGAAGCCAAUGGAGUUAUACACCACUGUGUAUACCUAAUGAUCACUGUGGUCAAAUACCUAAUGGUCAUGCAAAGCAAAAUCAAGCAAAGAAAGGAUAUGAGAAUGGGACAACUGAGAUGGUUGGAUGCGACUCACAGCUAUGCUUUUAUAAAUGUGUCAGGGGAAAGUGGGAGAAGCAAAACUAUGAAUCUACCAAAUGUGGUUCUCCUCCUCCUGUUGAAAAUGCAGUUAUUACUUCUUAUAAUCAGGAAACAGUGAAAUAUGCAUGUCGAGAAAAUUACGAAAUAAAGGGGGAUAAUUUAAUAUCCUGCAUAAACUCAAAGUGGAAAAAAACACCAACAUGUGAAUCACCGUCACCCUUAAAUACUGAUAAGGAAGCAAGACCUUUUAUGGAACAAAUUGAAGAAUCUUCUUUUCCUGAAAAUGUCCCAUCUGAACAAACCAAACAACAGUUAAAUGGUAAAAAUACUUCUACCACGUUCAUUAUGGAUAACUCCUAAAGGAUUUAUAUUCUUUUUCAUUUUAAUUCUACUAACCUAAAUCCAAUGAGGAAGACUGAACACUAUUUACUCUUAUAGUACUUUCUUGCUACUCAGGCAAGUGGUAACCACAGUGACCCGAGAGUUUGAGCUACACUGACAUUGCACAAAAUAAUAAUAAUACACAAAUGUAUAUAUACAUAAAUACAAAAUCCCAUAAAUAAUUGGAAAUUGACAAAGUAUUUUGGUGGUUGAACUGUUCAUCACAGCACAUAGAACAUAAGUAAUAAAUAUAAAUUCUUGCUGCUUUAAUUUGAAGGUGCUAAUUUAUUUUGAGGGACAAUAACAGGUACUAAAAGUACUUGGACUGUUGGAUAUUCAUAGUUAUAUGAAUAUACAGUUAUAUUAAUAAUAUAUUAUAUAAUAUAAUAUAAUGUAAUAUAAUAUAAUGGGGGCACGGUGGCUUAGUGGUUAGAACGUUCGCCUCACACCUCCAGGGUCGAGGUUCGAUUCCCGCCUCCGCCUUUUGUGUGUGGAAUUUGCAUGUUCUCCCCGUGCCUCGGGGGUUUCCUCCGGGUACUCCGGUUUCCUCCCCCGGUCCAAAGACAUGCAUGGUAGGUUGACUGGCAUCUCUGGAAAAUUGUCCCUAGUGUGUGAUUGCGUGAGUGAAUGAGAGAGUGUGUGUGCGCCCUGCGAUGGGUUGGCACUCCGUCCAGGGUGUAUCCUGCCUUGAUGCCCGAUGACGCCUGAGAUAGGCACAGGCUCCCCGUGACCCAAGGUAGUUCGGAUAAUCGGUAGAAAAUGAAUGAAUGAAUGAAUAUAAUAUAAUCAAAUUGAGCAUGCAUUUCGCUUUCUAAAGACAAAGCUGUAGGCUUUGAACAAGCAGGAACCAAAUUAAAGGCAACACCAGUGUCAUCUCUGUGUAUUCCAGACUUUAGGCAGUAAUUGACUACAAAGGAUUUGCCAAGUAUUUUUAGGAAGUGUGGGGAAGGAGGUGUAUCUGUGUAAAGGUAUCUGUGUAAAGAAGGCUUUCACUCUGAGGUGAAAGCUUUAUGUUCCAAAGGAGAGUGGAUUUACCCACAAUGUAUACUGUAGGUCAGUACCAAUUAAAAAAAUACCAAUUCUUAGUAUUAUCCAUAAAACAGCACCAGGGUUCCUUACUCCUUACUGCCAUUCUACUCUAAAUCAAACUAAAUAAAAAAAGUUACUCAAAAAGUUUAAGUUUCACAAUCAAAUAGUUUAACACCAAUGAUACUAGUGUUAAACUCGCCAACUUAUUUAAACAAACAAAAAUCAUCAGGUAACUCAUAACCUCAUUUUAUCCAAAAAAAUUUAAAAUUAAAUAUUUUUUUAAACAAUUAACAUUUUUUUGUCAUAUUUUAAAAAAAAUUACACAAUGUACUGUGUUUUUUAUUCCACCUGAGAUUGUUUGUUAUUAAAAAAAAAAAGAAGUUUAUGAUAUUUGUAACUGUGACCAAUCUUAUUCUAGUAAGAAAAUCUAAUCUAGUUAGAUCUAAAGUAAAUGUAAUUUCUCAAAAUAAUCACUAAUCAGUCCAAUAAAUCAAAUCUUGGACUUCUCAGUACUUACACUAAUUAGGAUUCAGAUUAUUAGUUAAAUAGAUAAUAGUGGUAUUAUCGUUGUUAUUAUUCAAUACUAGCUACAUCUGUUGAAUAAAUAUCAGUCAGUCAUACUGUGUUUUCUUUAUAGGAGGUUAAUUUCCUGAUUUAAAUCUCAAUAACCAAAACAAGCAUAAGGUUAAUGUUCAGUUCAUUCCAUCUGUCAUAUUAAUAAAACAAGAAAUGUAUAUGACACAAAUAUUGAUUUGACAAAACAACAGUCUGAACAUCAACUCUGUUUGAUUUUAUUAAGGGACAGAGCUGCCCUGAAUCAACAAUCCUUGCCUGCAUACAAUGGACCAUCUAUAAUAUCCAGAUGUUCAUCAUGACCAUAUCAAAAACCAAUACUAUUAUGGCAGAAGUGCCCAUUACACCUGUUUUCAUGUAUUAAAAUUAAACCAGAUUAA